AUGGCCUACCGUCAAAUGUUUAAGACGCAGACGCGUCAUAUGAGCUCAAACUCUCGAAAAUUCUUUGUUGGCGGGAAUUGGAAGUGUAAUGGAUCAUUAAGUCAAGUUAACGAACUUGUAGGGAUGCUAAACACGGCCAAGAUUCCCACAAAUGUCGAAGUGGUUGUAGCUCCUUCGCAAGUACAUGCUGCGACUGUCAAAGCUUCUUUACGUCCGGACGUACAUGUUAGUGGACAGGAUGUUUGGAAACAUGGUAAUGGUGCAUUUACAGGUGAAACUUCAGCUGAAAUGCUUAAAGAUCUUGGCGUUGAAUAUACUCUCGUUGGUCAUAGUGAACGUCGCGAAAAGGGUGAGAGUAAUGAAGUAGUGGCUGAAAAAGCUGCUUAUGCUCUUGAAAAGGGGCUUGGAGUUAUUGCGUGUAUUGGGGAAAGUAAAGAAGACCGUGAAGCAAACAAGACUGUAGCUUUUAUCACGAAACAACUCGAUGCUUAUGCUGCUAAGAUCAAAGAUUGGACAAAUGUCGUGAUUGCUUACGAACCUAUUUGGGCCAUUGGUACGGGUCUUACGGCUUCACCUGAACAAGCACAAGAGGUACAUGCGAAUAUUCGUACGUGGCUUAAGGAAAAGGUAUCAUCUAAAGCUGCCGAAAGGACCCGUAUCAUUUACGGUGGCUCGGUCGGUGCUAACAAUGCUCCGGAACUUGCGGAAAAGAUCGAUAUUGACGGUUUUCUUGUUGGUGGUGCUUCACUCAAGCCUGAUUUUCUUCAAAUUAUCAAUGCCCAAAGUCCAACGGCUAAUGUUGGCGGUGCCGUGAAUGUUGCAAUUAAUGGGUUUGGCCGCAUCGGUCGCCUUGUACUACGCGCUGCUACCACGAACCCACUGAUUAAUAUUGUGGCCAUUAACGAUCCAUUUAUCACAACAACGUAUAUGGAGUAUAUGCUUGAGUAUGAUACGCCUAGUCGACGACCUCAAAGGCCGACGCAUGGAUGGGAUCCUGAUUGUAGCUUGGGCGGCAUUUUCUCGAAAUACCAGGCGAAUGUAUCCCAGACUGGCACAAGGGAAUGUGCGCAAGUGUGCCCGGAGCCUUCAUCUAUUCGGUUAGAAUUCGCCAUCAGAUUUCUUGAUCGAAAGUCACUCAGUCGAGUCGGCUAA
Plasmopara halstedii is the source of this 1152-nucleotide messenger RNA. Its product is annotated as triosephosphate isomerase glyceraldehyde-3-phosphate dehydrogenase. The transcript is spliced from 5 exons. The record is from RefSeq and is a predicted model, not a curated record. Gene Ontology annotation, biological process: gluconeogenesis; glyceraldehyde-3-phosphate biosynthetic process; glycerol catabolic process. Lineage: Eukaryota; Oomycota; Peronosporomycetes; Peronosporales; Peronosporaceae. Gene Ontology annotation, cellular component: cytosol. Gene Ontology annotation, molecular function: triose-phosphate isomerase activity; NAD binding. The coding region runs from base 1 to 1152 and encodes 383 amino acids.